Messenger RNA from Cricetulus griseus (Chinese hamster), 3669 nucleotides. Lineage: Eukaryota; Metazoa; Chordata; Mammalia; Rodentia; Cricetidae. The record is from RefSeq and is a predicted model, not a curated record.
GCGACUACCAGAGCACAGAGUACGCUCCUGGUACGUUUCCGGCCAGUGACGCACUUCCACUUUGCUGGGCGCGCGGUGGACGGUCUGAAAAGGAGAGCGCGGAUUUGGUUAGGGCCUCGAGGCUCCAGAGCCCAGCAUGGCCUCCUCACGAGCCUCUUCCACGGCAACUAAAACUAAAGCACCUGAUGAUUUAGUUGCUCCUGUUGUGAAGAAACCACACAUCUAUUAUGGAAGCUUGGAAGAGAAAGAGAGGGAACGUCUGGCCAAAGGAGAGUCUGGGAUUUUGGGAAAAGAAGGACUCAAAGCAGGCAUUGAAGCUGGAAAUAUUAAUAUAACCUCCGGGGAAGUAUUUGAAAUUGAGGAGCACAUCAGUGAGCGGCAGGCAGAAGUCUUGGCAGAGUUUGAAAGAAGAAAGAGAGCCCGGCAAAUCAAUGUUUCCACGGAUGACUCAGAGGUCAAGGCUUGCCUUCGAGCCUUGGGAGAACCUAUCACACUUUUUGGAGAAGGCCCUGCUGAACGAAGAGAAAGGUUAAGAAAUAUUCUCUCAGUGGUUGGAACUGAUGCCUUAAAAAAGACAAAAAAAGAUGAUGAGAAAUCUAAGAAGUCAAAAGAAGAGUAUCAGCAAACCUGGUACCAUGAAGGGCCAAAUAGCCUAAAGGUGGCCAGACUGUGGAUUGCUAAUUAUUCACUCCCCAGGGCAAUGAAACGCUUGGAGGAGGCCCGUCUCCAUAAGGAGAUUCCUGAGACAACCAGAACCUCCCAGAUGCAAGAGCUGCAUAAAUCUCUCCGGUCUUUGAAUAAUUUCUGCAGUCAGAUUGGAGAUGAUCGGCCAAUCUCCUAUUGUCACUUUAGUCCCAAUUCUAAAAUGCUAGCCACAGCUUGUUGGAGUGGGCUUUGCAAGCUCUGGUCUGUCCCUGACUGCAGCCUCCUUCACACUCUUCGAGGCCAUAACACAAAUGUAGGAGCAAUUGUGUUCCAUCCUAAAUCUACUGUCUCAUUGGACCAAAAGGAUGUCAACUUGGCUUCUUGUGCUGCUGAUGGUUCUGUGAAGCUUUGGAGUCUGGACAGUGAUGAACCAGUGGCAGAUAUUGAAGGCCAUACGGUUCGUGUGGCUCGGGUAAUGUGGCAUCCAUCAGGGCGUUUCCUGGGCACGACCUGUUACGACCGUUCAUGGCGCUUAUGGGAUUUAGAGGCUCAAGAGGAGAUCCUGCAUCAGGAAGGCCACAGCAUGGGUGUGUAUGACAUUGCCUUCCAUCAAGAUGGCUCUUUGGCUGGCACUGGGGGACUGGAUGCAUUUGGUCGAGUUUGGGACCUACGCACAGGACGUUGCAUUAUGUUCCUAGAAGGCCACCUGAAGGAAAUCUAUGGGAUAAAUUUCUCCCCCAAUGGCUACCACAUUGCAACUGGCAGUGGUGACAACACCUGCAAAGUGUGGGACCUUCGACAACGACGUUGUGUCUACACCAUCCCUGCUCAUCAGAACUUAGUGACCGGUGUCAAGUUUGAGCCUAUCCAUGGAGACUUCUUGCUCACAGGUGCCUAUGAUAACACAGCCAAGAUCUGGACCCACCCAGGCUGGUCCCCAUUGAAGACUUUGGCUGGUCAUGAGGGCAAAGUAAUGGGCCUAGACAUUUCUUCUGAUGGGCAACUCAUAGCCACUUGCUCAUAUGACAGGACCUUCAAGCUCUGGAUGGCAGAGUAGGCAAGACCAUGGAAGGACUUGGACCUUGUGCUCUCACCGAGGAGCCAUUUUCCUCAGAGGAAAAGAAUUGUGUUGUGUUCUAUCAUGUUUUCUGCCAAAUACCAUGUGUAGGAUUGGAUUUUCACAACAACCCCACUUCUGAGUAACCCAGUCUCUAGGUGAUGGCAAACCCUUCAUGGUUAGAAUACAAUUCUCAUCUCAGGUUCUGCCAUAAACCAUAAACUGUGUAGACAUUGUUUAGACUAAUCGAUUUGAAUGUUCUCCCAUCUCUUUCGGUUUCAGUACUCAGGAUUGGGAUUUUUUUUUUUUUUUUUUUCUUUUUUGUAUUUUGAGACAGGGUCUGUCUGUUUAGUCCUGACUGUCCUGUCUAUGACAGGAGGCCUCACAUUUUAAGUGACUCUCUGGCUUCUGCCUUCCAAGUGAUGGCAUUACAGAAGUGUGCUGCUGGGCCUUACAGUUGCUUUUGUAAUGCUUGAAAAGUGGCUGGCUGUAACAUGGUAUGUGCUCUGUACUACAUGUGAUUCAGCAGGAAGAUAGCAGACUGCAUUUGAAACUCCCCCAGUUAAGAGGGCAUGCCAGAAGGCAGGGACAGGCACUCACAGAUCUCGAGGCCCGCCAGGUCUACAGAGGGAGUUCCAGGACAGGCUCCAAAGCUACAGAGAAUCCCUGUCUCAAAAAACCAAAAGGCGGGGGCAUUCUGCUCUAAGUGCUAGUUGAGCGGGGCCUGAGCAAGCUCCCCUCCUGCUCCAGAGGAGAUGUCUGUCAAGCAGUAGACUGCAGCUGCAUGAUGAUGCAGAAGCAAAGAAGAUUGGCCUCUUCCUGUGGAGUUCACAGCUAUGUUAACUGCAUCAGGGAACUCAGAACUGAACAUGUCUGCCUUGUUGGGGAAAACCUCUUCCAUUUUGCUUUGAAGUUUGGCAUCCUUCGAGAUAAAACAAGGCCAUUGUAUCCAGAUUCAAAGGAGUUUUUAGAAAACAAACAUGUCUGUGGUACAACCUCCUUCCUGUUGAUUAUUUAAAGGGUGUACUUUAUGUAUUAAAAAGAUACUUCGUGUCAAAGUAAAUAAGGAAAAAAAAUCCCUAAUUUAUGUUUGGGUGUUCCCAAACAUGAUCAUUUUUUCUUUAUUAUACACUUGCUGAGAGUAAAAUCCUACCAUAAAAAUGUCUUUCAAGGAGGUCCUCUUUAAGUUUUGAGAGCUAAUGUAAUUCCAGGGGUGAAUUGUCCAAUUUCUGACACUAUUCACAGAUGUUUAUAGAGGGCUUUUUCAGGGGAAAGGGGUAGGGUUUUUUUGAGACAGGAUCUUUCUGUGUAGCUCAGAUUGGCGUCAGAUUCUUAAUGCUCCUGCCUCUGCAUCUCAAGGUGCAAAGGGUGUACAGCUUUUUUUUUUAAUAGAGUUGUUGGCCUAGGGAAGCCAACAGCAGUGAGCUGUGUCUGAGCUCCCUAAUUCUUCAUCAGUCUUGUGAUUCUCUUCACCUUCCCACUGUGGGUAUAUAUCCUCAAGAAUUGAACAGUAAAAUCCACACAAGACAGUAAUGUAAGAAGGUCGUCUAUAUAGAGAGUAAAACUAGCAUGAACUUGUAUUCCGUAUUCAAAACUACACUCUGCCAGCUUCCUGUUCUGUCCUGCCCCCUUCGGGUUAUGGAUAUGUGGUAUAGAGCAAAACAUGGUUUGGGGUUUUUGUUUUUUUACAGAGUCUUACUAUGUAGCCCUGGCUGGUCUAGAACUUAAUGUAUUAGACCAGGUUAAGCUCAAAUUCAGUGAUCACCUGCAUCUGGCUUCCAAGAGCUAGUAUUAAAGGGGUAUGCCCACCACUCCCAGCAAAACAUUUUAAUCUGAUUCCAGUUAUAGCUAACCGUAUUUCCUCUGUAGUUGUAAGCUUCUCAGGUCUAUUCCUUCAUUUGGAACUUACCACCCUUAACUUGUUCUAUUCCCAUAAUAAUGUGCCAUAAAAAACACCUUUUUCUUGA